CCUGCUCCGCGUCCUCGGCGCGUGCGCCUCUCAGGCAGCGCGUCGGGCAGCCCUCGCUCGGGCGCGCCGCGGGCUUCUCAGGACCCCGCGUCGGCCGCCUAGGGCCGGUGGACGCGGCGGCGGCGGCGGUGGCUGUGCGGAGUUUCUCUUCCCGCCGCGCUCGCAGCCCUGGCUAACGGACGGGCGGCCGGCGCCAUGUCUGUGAGCGAGAUAUUCGUGGAGCUGCAGGGCUUCCUGGCUGCGGAGCAGGACAUCCGAGAGGAGAUCCGGAAGGUGGUGCAGAACUUGGAGCAGACCGCCCGGGAGAUCCUCACGCUGCUGCAGGGCGUCCAUCAGGGCUCCGGCUUCCAGGACAUUCCAAAGAGGUGUUUGAAGGCACGAGAACAUUUCAGUACAGUGAAAACACAUCUCACGUCGCUGAAGACCAAGUUCCCUGCCGGGCAGUAUUACAGAUUCCACGAGCACUGGAGGUUUGUGCUGCAGCGCCUGGUCUUCCUGGCGGCGUUCGUGGUGUAUCUGGAGACAGAGACGCUGGUGACCCGGGAAGCCGUGACAGAGAUUCUGGGCAUUGAGCCAGACCGGGAGAAGGGCUUUCACCUGGACGUGGAGGACUAUCUCUCAGGAGUUCUCAUUCUCGCCAGUGAACUGUCGAGGCUGUCAGUCAACAGCGUGACUGCGGGAGACUACUCCAGGCCCCUUCACAUCUCCACCUUCAUCAACGAGCUGGAUUCCGGAUUCCGCCUUCUCAACCUGAAGAAUGACUCGCUGAGGAAGCGCUAUGACGGCCUCAAGUACGACGUGAAGAAGGUGGAGGAGGUGGUCUAUGACCUGUCCAUCCGGGGCUUUAAUAAGGAGACGGCGGCUGGUGCAGAGAAGUAGGAGGCCCCUGCCCCUGCCUCCCUGCUCCUGGCCUUGCUGACCUCACGGUGCCCGGGGAGCGGUGAGCAGAGUGCCUCUUAGGGUAGCUAGGAUGCCCAGUUGCUCAACACUGCGCUUUAUAUUCUUAGCCGGCUGUGGUGUGGCGUCAGUGCACACACACGGACAGUCUGUUAUUUCAGUGGGUCUGCUCUGUUGCUCCGUGUAUUUUAGUUCUGUCACAGAGUGUCAGUGUCAGUCUCUUGGUAAAGUUGUUUUCCUGCAUACCCGACUGUGAGAAGUCUGUUUUGUUUGUGAUUCUUCCAGAUACGAUGCUUCAUGUUUUCUUUAUCCAAAUUAGCCAUCCACACCAGUAUACAGAUAAUUAAAGAGAAUGGUUGCCAAGGAAGGAAAACGUCCUACCUUCUGUUAAGCCUGUUCUUGUUAAGGGGGUGCAGCCCCGAGUUCUAAACCGCCAUCAGCAAAGCUGCGAAGUCCGGCUGAACAGGUUCUGUUGCACAGUGCUUGCGUUGGGGCUUAGUACUGUGCUGCCGUUUGGCUCUGCCAGGUGGGAGGAGGGCCUAACGCCGGAGAACAGUUCUGUGUCUGAUUCUGCCUUAACAUGGCAGCCAUGGAGAACCGUUAUCACACACGUCUUGAGCUAGCACCCGGUGUGAUACUGUCCUAGAUGGGCAACCUUUGUCCUGGUGGCCAGCUGGACUGGCCUGGGCAUUAGCACUACCCCAGCCAGCAUGUUCUCUAACAGUGCUGUGCUUUGGCAGAGGCAAGACCUUGCGUCCCAAAUAAAAGCUUGGUUGGGCAAUGUUCAUUUUUAGGGCAAGGAGUUGUGUGUGUUGAAGGCCCUCUGACAGUUGAGUUGGGUAUUUGCAGAUUGGCUAGGCUCUGCCAUCCUUCCCCACUCGGGCUUGCCAGGUAACGUGCUGCUGAGUGGGUGACCAUGGUGCCUUGACGCUCCAGGGAAGGUGCAGGUGCCAGGAAGAGUCACUUCAGCACUGCUGAGCCCUGGGGUCUGUAGAGUCGAGUCGUGGGCAUUACCCGUGUGUGUGUUGGCCACAUCAGGACGAGAGGGAGAGUCACUGUCGGUUGGAUUUCAGAACGGUUUUCUAGACGGCGCUUUCCCAGGAGAGUUGCUAGGUUUUGAAAGGUGCCUCGGGCAGUCACUUAAAGUGCAGCGAUGCACCUCGCGGGUGGAGCAGGAAAGCCCAGACGGUGACGGGCUCGGGCUGUGGGAACGGUGCAGGGGAAGCACAUUUUAGUUUGGUAAUUCCAUCGGAGAAUUUAGAAGUGUCUUGUUUGUAAUUAUUUGUGUGUGUUGCUGGCUUCUUGUAAAGCAAUAAACAUUCUUUUGGUCCUUUUGUA
This is a messenger RNA of Ochotona curzoniae (black-lipped pika), 2235 nucleotides long. It is a transcript of the gene TSN, whose product is annotated as translin. The transcript is spliced from 6 exons. The record is from RefSeq and is a predicted model, not a curated record. The coding region runs from base 196 to 879 and encodes 227 amino acids. Gene Ontology annotation, cellular component: cytoplasm; nucleus. Gene Ontology annotation, molecular function: sequence-specific DNA binding; RNA binding; single-stranded DNA binding. NCBI's taxonomy places the organism in Eukaryota, Metazoa, Chordata, Mammalia, Lagomorpha, Ochotonidae. Gene Ontology annotation, biological process: RNA metabolic process.